Molecule: messenger RNA, 3093 nt
Organism: Plasmodium berghei ANKA
Lineage: Eukaryota; Apicomplexa; Aconoidasida; Haemosporida; Plasmodiidae
Product: conserved Plasmodium protein, unknown function
Exons: 2
Coding region: 1-3093 (1030 amino acids)
Source: RefSeq, a predicted model, not a curated record
AUGGGUCAUAAUAUAUUUGACGCAAAAAAAAAACAGACUAAUCGAAAGAGAAAUGUUAUAAAAAUCAAAAAUAAUAAAGGGAGAAUAUAUGAACGAAAAGACCAAACUGAAAGAUAUAGAGAUAUUUUGAGUUAUUAUAAAAAUGAAAAAAAAACAAACAAAUUUAUUGAUAAAAGAAAAAAUAAAAAACAUGAAAAAAAAAAUAUGUUUAAUUUAAAUGAUGACUCAUAUAUUAAGGAUAAACAUAUAAGUAUAAAUGAUGUUGGAGAUACUGAUGACGAUUUAUAUAUGGACAAUUCUAAUUCAAAAUCCAAUUUAAAAGGAAAAAGAAAAUUUAAUAGUUCUAUGAGUAAUGCAAUUCAGGAAAAAAUAGAGACACGCAAAUUAAUGCAAAUCAAAACAUAUGAAAUAAAAGAAAAACUGAAAGAAUUUGAUGAACAUUUUGAUUAUAUAAAACAAAAUGUGUUGUCAUUAAAUCAUAAAGACGGCCCUUUAAUAACUGAUGGAGUUGUCGAAAAAAAAAAAAAAAUAAAUAAUAGUGAAGUGAAAUUUAAAAAAAAUACAGAAAAUUCUAAUAAAAUAAAAUUAGGUUCUCGUGAUGAUAGUAAAAAUGGCAAUGCUGACGAGAGGGGAAAUGCCAAUCUGAGAAAUAAAAAGCGUGAUAUUCCAAAUGGUGAAGAUGAUUCAGAUGCUGGUUCAGGUGACGAUUCAGGUGACGAUUCAGGUGACGAUUCAGGUGACGAUUCGGGUGACGAUUCAGGUGACGAUUCAGGUGCUGUUUCAGAUUCUGAUUUUAUGGAUGGAAGUGAAGAUAGCGAUGGUAGCAGCGAAUUGGAAGAGGGGGGAAGAGAAGAUUUCAAAAAGAAGAAAAAAUGCGAAUACUUUGAAAAACUACGACGUGAUAACAAUUCUAAAAUAUGGUGGAAUUCAGACAAAAGUGAUAAUGAACUAAUUGAAGAAAUAUUUAUGGAAUUUGAUAAUUCAAAUAAGUUAAAUAAUGAGGAAACAAUAGUAACUGAAGAAAAAAAUAAAGUAAAUAGUAUUUUAGAAAAUUUUAUGAUAAAUGGAAAUAAUGAAUUGUAUAAUUAUUUUAUAAAUAAUACUGAAGAAGAAGAAAAAAAGUUACCAUUAUUUAUUUCAAUAGAAAAUAAAAAAUACGAAUUAAAGGAUAUUAUAUCAUUGCUUGAGCCAUAUGAUUUUAGUAUACAAAAAAAAUUAUUAUAUAGGAUAUAUUUCAUUAACAUAUAUAAAAAUAGUAAUAAAUAUAAUUGGAAAAAUGAAGGGAAAAAAAAUAUGAAUAUAUUUCAUGUUUCUUUUUUUUUCUCUUUAAUGGAUUAUUGUAUACUAAAUAUAUGGAAAUGUUUAAAUUUUAAUUUAAAGUUACAUAAUUUUAUAAAAAAUUAUAAAGAAGUAAUUUUAGAUUUUUCUCAUUAUAUGAAAACAGAAUUGUAUUUGUAUAUGUCUUUUUUAUUAUUAAUUUUAUUUUGUAAAAUUCAGAGAAAAAUAAAAACAACUAAAUUUUAUAAAAAAAAAUUAUAUGUGUUACAAGAAUAUGUAGAACUAAACAAAGAUAAUAAGGAGAAAGAAUAUGAUGUUUAUGUUUACUCAAGAAUAUUAAAAAGUGUUGAAUUAUUUAAUUCAAUAUUUGAUAAACAUGAAAAAUAUACUGGAAUAUAUGAUAUUCAUUUUUCUGUAAUUAUACUUGCUCUCAUAAUUUAUCCUAUAAUUCGAAAUGAAACAGCAGAUAGUUCAGUCCAAAGGAUAAGCCAAAAUAAUUAUGAUUUGAAAAAUGAAGAUACUCAAAACGAAAACAAAGAAAAUACGAUUUCUCAAAUUAAUAUAAAUUAUAUAGAGGAUGAAAGUAUUUUGAAAAAAUUAUAUUACAUAAAUAAGGAUAACAUAUUAGAACCAAAUAAUGAAACUAUUCCUAUUAUUUCAUAUGUAAUAGAAUUAGUUGAAUUUAUAUUUUAUAAUUAUUUAUAUGAAAAAAAUAAUAAUAUAAACCAUGAUAAGACAUCAAAUAAUUAUGAUUAUAUACUUAGUGAUAUUACUUAUAUUAAUAAUACUAAAAUUGAAGAAUGCAUAAAAAAAUUGGGAAAAAUAUUUUCCUACCAACCAUUUUAUUUUAUAGAAAAAGAGGAAAAAAUUGAAUAUGAUAACAAAAAGGAUGAAGAAAAAAAAAAAAAAAGUGGGGGUAUAAUAAAUAACCUUGGUAUAUAUGAUAAAAAAAAAAAAUUGAAAAAUGCAAUCGUUUUAUUAAAUAUUUAUAAUAUAAUAAUAGAAAAUAGUAGAAAGCAUAGUCAUACAUAUUUAUAUUUGUGUUUUCGAAUUUUGAAUACUCUUUUGUUUAAUAUCGUGUCAGAGAAACCAUAUGAAAAAUGUGACGAAAAAAAUGAGACUGUAAAUGGGGAUGAACAUAUGAAUUUGUAUUAUAACUUAUCAUUUAACACAUUUAAUAGUUUGAUUUAUUUUUUAAAAAAAAAUAUAGAAAAUGAUAUUAAUAUAUACAUAUUAAUUGAGCAUAUUGUUACCCCCAAUUUAUUUUAUUUAUAUAUUAAUUAUUUAAGUUUUAUAUUUACUAGUACAAAAAUUAAUUAUUUCGAUAUUUUGGAAGAAUUAAAAAGUGUGCAAUUUAAUAAGAAAUGUGUACCUGAAAAUAUUAUACCAAAUAAUUUAUUAAAUAAAUGUAAUAAAAAUUCAGAGAAAUAUUUUGUCUAUUUAUUAUAUAUAUAUAAAUUAAUUGAAUAUUCCAAAACAUUUGAUAUUAAACCAAUUAUAUAUAAUAAUACUCAUAAAAAUGGCAUAUCCCAAUUUACACCUAAAUAUGCUAACAAUAAAAAUCCAAAGGACUUUCUUUUUAUGCAAAAUUAUCAAACUAAGUUUGCAGAAAUGAAAUCAAUGAGAAAAAAAAUGAGACAACAACGAAAGCUUGAUUACAAUGAGUUGCGAAAAGAGAACAGUUAUAUCAUUGGAUUGAAGGCCAGAGAAGAGCAAGAACGAAUUAGAAGAAAUCAAGAAAAAUACAAAAAAAUAAAACAAAUGGCUGUUAAUGAUGUUGAAGAGUAUAACAGAAUGAAGACUUAUACUCACUGA